Molecule: messenger RNA, 2110 nt
Organism: Coregonus clupeaformis (lake whitefish)
Lineage: Eukaryota; Metazoa; Chordata; Actinopteri; Salmoniformes; Salmonidae
Gene: psmg2
Product: proteasome (prosome, macropain) assembly chaperone 2
Exons: 7
Coding region: 128-943 (271 amino acids)
Biological process (GO): proteasome assembly
Cellular component (GO): nucleus; cytosol
Source: RefSeq, a predicted model, not a curated record
CUAUCUAUGUACUUAAAGGCCCAUUUCCAGCUUGCAAGAAGCGAAAGUAAAUAGGAAUUUAUUGCAACCAAAAUACUCUGAAACUGGUUGAUUGUACAGUAAUUACGUUUUUUCAUUCUGAACACACAUGAUGUUUGUCGCGACAGAAUGCACCCAAACGUCUUUCAAAGACUUUACCCUGAUUAUGCCAGCAAUCUCUGUUGGAAAUGUGGGGCAGCUCGCAGUGGACCUGAUUGUUUCUACGCUCAACAUGUGUCGAGUCGGAUACAUCCACACUGACUGUCUCAUCCCUAUGGCAGGGAACAACCCUUAUGCUACAUUCGCUGAGAACGCCAACGACCUCAGUACCAAUGCAGAAGUGUACUCUUCUCCAGAGUUGAGGUUGGCAGUUCUUCAGAUCAGAACCCCAAUCAUCCAGACAAAGUCCAAGAAGUUCUGUAAGCUGAUGGUGUCUUGGAUCAAAGCCAGUGGUUUCUCCAGAACUGUACUGCUGUCCAGCAGUCAUGCUUACCAGAGGGAUGAUCAACAGCUACUGGGCUCUCCGCUGCGUUACCUGCAGACUCCAUCCAUGCAGAAGGUGACUGGGGACAGGCUGAAGGAGAUGGAGUGGCGGGAGAUGGAGAGGCGGGAGAUGGAGUGGCGGGAGAUGGAGACAGUAUCUGCCUUCCCUGGAGUUACUGACCCAGAGCAGCGCCUCUAUAUACCUGGAGGGGGCGCCACUAAAGGCCUCUUCACUGACAGCUGUGCUGAGGACAUUCCUAUGGCGGUGGUGCUGAUCUUCUGCUCUGAAGGAGACAACAUCCCAGACGCCUUCACUCUCCUCAACCACCUCAACACCUGGCUCCACCUAGUGGACGCACCUGCCCAGACGCAGCCAAAGUGGAGGAUACCAGCGUCAUGGAGGCUUCUCUUUGGCAGUGGCAUCCCCCCUGCUCUCUUCUAAAUCACCCAGUGGCAUCCCCCCUGCUCUCUUCUAAAUCACCCAGUGGCAUCACCCCUGCUCUCUUCUAAAUCACCCAGUGGCAUCACCCCUGCUCUCUUCUAAAUCACCCAGUGGCAUCACCCCUGCUCUCUUCUAAAUCACCCAGUGGCAUCCCCCCUGCUCUCUUCUAAAUCACCCAGUGGCAUCACCCCUGCUCUCUUCUAAAUCACCCAGUGGCAUCACCCCUGCUCUCUUCUAAAUCACCCAGUGGCAUCCCCCUGCUCUCUUCUAAAUCACCCAGUGGCAUCACCCCUGCUCUCUUCUAAAUCACCCAGUGGCAUCCCCCUGCUCUCUUCUAAAUCACCCAGUGGCAUCACCCCUGCUCUCUUCUAAAUCACCCAGUGGCAUCCCCCUGCUCUCUUCUAAAUCACCCAGUGGCAUCCCCCUGCUCUCUUCUAAAUCACCCAGUGGCAUCACCCCUGCUCUCUUCUAAAUCACCCAGUGGCAUCCCCCCUGCUCUCUUCUAAAUCACCCAGUGGCAUCACCCCUGCUCUCUUCUAAAUCACCCAGUGGCAUCCCCCUGCUCUCUUCUAAAUCACCCAGUUGCAUCACCCCUGCUCUCUUCUAAAUCACCCAGUGGCAUCCCCCUGCUCUCUUCUAAAUCACCCAGUGGCAUCACCCCUGCUCUCUUCUAAAUCACCCAGUGGCAUCCCCCCUGCUCUCUUCUAAAUCACCCAGUGGCAUCACCCCUGCUCUCUUCUAAAUCACCCAGUGGCAUCACCCCUGCUCUCUUCUAAAUCACCCAGUGGCAUCCCCCCUGCUCUCUUCUAAAUCACCCAGUGGCAUCCCCCCUGCUCUCUUCUAAAUCACCCAGUGGCAUCCCCCCUGCUCUCUUCUAAAUCACCCAGUGGCAUCACCCCUGCUCUCUUCUAAAUCACCCAGUGGCAUCACCCCUGCUCUCUUCUAAAUCACCCAGUGGCAUCCCCCACCCCCCUUCUAAAUCUCUGUGCCCCAUCCCCUCUCUCCAAAAUCAGAUUAUAGAUUGGUCUAAAUGCUUAGAAAAUUGAUUUCCAUCUUUGGUGUUAUGAGUCCAGGUUUACAGUCCUGAAGUGUGCCUGGUGGUUGUCAUUACCUACCCUGGUGAUGACUAAAUAUUUACUGUAUGGUUAUUAAAAGAAUUAAAUAAUC